ACCGACAUGUGGGCCACCACAUGAACCUUAUCCCCGCCGCGCCUCCGCUCCCUUAAACCCCGCGACGGGUCACUGGACGGCCACCAGUCCGUGCUCCCAAAAUGGCGGCCUCCCCAGCGGCCGCCGCUACCUUCCUUCACCAUCACCUCCCCUUUCCCAGUCGCCCCAAGACACUUCUCAGACCACGCCUCCACCGCCUCGCCGCGUCCAUCAACCCCUCGUCCACCGACGAGACCCCCGCCGCGGACCCACCGGUCAUCCCCUCGAUCAGCAUCAAGAACACUGAGCCCGAGGAGGUCGCCCGCCGCCGCAGUUGGGUGGAGCACGGAUGGGCUCCGUGGGAGGAAAUCAUGACGCCGGAGGUCGCCUUUGCGCGCCACAGCCUCAACGAGGGCGAGGAGGUGCCGCUUCAGUCGCCGGAGUCCCUCGAGGCUUUCCGGAUGCUCACGCCUUCCUACCGGAAGAAGGUGGAGGCUGAGCCAGGAUACCUGGAGCGCCUCUUCGCGACGCGCGACACGCCCGAGCCUCUCGAGACGACGUGGGCCGGCCGGCUCCCGCUGCGGCUCGUGCCGCCGCGGGACUGGCCGCCGCCUGGCUGGGAGGUGGACCCGGACGAGCUGGAGUUCAUAAGGGAGGCGCACAGGGCGGCCUCUGAGAGGCUGGACAUGGAGGCGGCGGCUGCGGCAGGGGUGACCAACGUGGAGAAGCUGGAGGAUGCGCCACAGGAUCUGGCGCUAGAGAGGUACAAAAUGUUCCUGAAGCAGUACAAGGAAUGGGUGGAGGCAAACCGAGAUAGGUUGGAGCAGGAGUCCUACCAGUUUGAUCAGGAUUACUUCCCUGGCAGACGAAAAAGAGGUAAGGACUACAGUGAGGAUAUGCGUGAACUUCCAUUCUACUAUCCCGGACAGAUAUGUUACGGGCAAGUAACGACUGUUCACCUCUACCAGGGAGCCUUUGUGAACAUUGGUUGUGUCCAUGAGGGGUGGGUACCGAUAAAAGGAAAUGACUGGUACUGGAUCCGACAUCACAUCAAGCCUGGCAUGAAAGUCUACGUGGAGAUUCUGGCCAAACGAGACCCUUACCGCUUCCGCUUCCCACUUGAGAUGCGAUUUGUAUAUCCUAACAUUGAUCACCUAAUAUUUAAUAGAUUCGACUUCCCACCAAUAUUUCACCGUAAGGAGGAUACUAACCUAGAGCAGUUGUGGCGUGAAGCCGGACGGCCACCCAUUCCUAGGAAAAAACCUUUAAAAGAUAUGGAAAAGGAACCUUUGGUAUCAGACCAUCCUUUUGUUGACACGCUUUGGGAAUGGCAUAAUGCAGAGCAGAUGAUUUUAGACUACGAGGAACAAAAUCCAGAUAAAUUCAAGAAUACAACAUAUGAGUCCACAGUUGAUGCACCCUCAAUCGAUGAAGAAAAAAGAGUUGAAUACACCGAAGGAUAUUUCAAAGAAACACUGCUAAAAAAGAAAGUUGUGAAUAUUAGCAUCAAAGAACUUGAUCUGGAUGCUGCCCGUGCUGAACGCCAGCUGAUAAAAAGGCUGAAAAAGGAAGCCGAGGAGAGAGGGGAGGAAUACAAGGUUAGGAAGCUCCGACGAAACAAAGAAAUGGAUGAGUAUGAUCUGAUGCAAUGGCGUCGUUCAUUUGAAGAGAGGGAAGCGCUUAUCAGAGACAUCUGCUGCCGGAAAGCGCUUGAUCUUCCUAUCGAAGAGCCCGGGCGAUACGACGUGGACGAGACAGAGGUGUACGGGAAGGAUUACUAUGACCCAGAGAAGCCAAUGUACCGGUACGACUACUGGGGCGAGCCCAAGAACACGGAGAAGACGAAGCUGGAGCGGGACGUGGAGCGCCACAACCAGCAGGUGGUCGGCGACGCGAAGAAGUGGUGCGAGAUGUCGUACGACGACUACGUCCGCAAGAAGCUGCGGUUGGAAGCGGCUGAGGCGAGGGAAAGGCGGAGGAAGGCGGCCGAGGCGCAAGAGGACGAGCAGGAGUACGAUGACGGCAUGGACCUGGACCUGAAGAAGAUGACCGAUCCACGCGCCCCGCACAACCGGUUUUACAUCACGAAAUGAAAGGUUAGAGAUAGUUGUUAGUUGUGCAAAAGGUUCGAUUGCCUUGGUUGUUGUUGUUGGGCCACCGCUUCCGCCUAUGGUGCAAGAGUUGGGGGCGCUUGAUCAGGUCGUCUGACAUUCUCCUUGUUGACCCAACCCCAUUCCGAUUGGGGCGACCUGGUCAAACGCGGGGGCGUGCUAGCUACGCUCAGUACAAGUAUUCAGCAUGGAAUCUCCAGUAUUUUAUUCUAGAGAACAUAUCUUGUGUAUAUUGAAGUUUAGUGCACAUGUUACAUAUAUUAAAUCAGUAUCACUCAUUUUAGAUUUAGCAUCUCUAGUUGUUUGAUAUAUUUUGUUAAAGACACGCUCCGACAUUGUGGGUAGUGGUGGACGAUGUUAUUUAUAAAUUGCAAUGAUCAACCAUAUAAGUUAGAUUUAUGA
Messenger RNA from Zea mays, 2492 nucleotides. The record is from RefSeq and is a predicted model, not a curated record. NCBI's taxonomy places the organism in Eukaryota, Viridiplantae, Streptophyta, Magnoliopsida, Poales, Poaceae.